CACACAGACACACACACUGAAGGCAGAGACACAGACGCAGGGUUAUAAAACCUCAGCUCGGUAUGUGAGCGUCAGAGGGGACACUUCACUGCCAUGAAACACACCGGCACGUUGGGACAUGGGAAAUACUCUGCAGAGGACGUUAAUAUCUCGGAGUUUACCGGAAGGAAAGAUGCUCUCUGCUCUUAAGAAAAAGACAUGUUUUCAUCUGUCUGUGGACUUUGCUGGGAUCAUUUCAUAGAUCUGAGUGUCUGUCUGUGGAUUUCUGCUUCUACCCAUCAGCUGGACUGAGAAAGACAUCUGAACUGAGCAGUGCCUCCCUUAGCUAUGGACCUCGUGACUUUCAGUGCUCAGUGAUGUUAGCGUUGAGCCACUACAACUCCUCAGCCUCCCCGCUCCUCUCUCGGCUCUCCAAUGACAGCGCAGGGAAGGCGGAGGCCCGGGUGGCUGUCGAAGAUCUGUCGCAGCCCGGAAACGUCACCUUGCCUCAGCCCACCACCAGUGGUGUCAUAGUGGUCAUACUGUCCAUGACGCUGGGCAUCAUCUCCAACAUUGUGGCCCUCUUCAUCCUGGUCAGUGCCUACUACCGCCAGCGCCGGCGCACCAAAGCCACCUUCCUUCUGUUUGCCACUUCACUGGUGGUCACAGACUUCAUUGGCCACCUGAUCCCUGGUGCCCUGGUUCUCAGACUCUACCUCUCUGGAGGUGUGGACCCCGCAGACUUCCACUCCUCUGAUAGGAUGUGCCAGUUCCUAGGCGGCAGUAUGGUGUUCUUCGGCCUGUGCCCACUCUUCAUGGGCUGUGCCAUGGCUGCUGAGCGCUGCCUGGGUGUCACCAGGCCGCUGCUUCACUCCUCCCUGGUCACCAAAACCCGCACGAAGAUCUGCCUGUCCGUCAUCUGGCUGGCAGCUCUGUGUGUGGCCCUGCUGCCCUGCUUCCAGCUGGGCUCUUACACCUACCAGGAGCCGGGGACCUGGUGCUUCAUCAACGUGCUCAGUGACACUGGGGAGGUGGAUGUGGCGUUUGUGGUGCUGUUCUCCGGACUGGGUCUGACCUCGCUAGCUGUGGCGUUUGUGUGUAACACCAUCAGUGGACUGACGCUGGUGCUCGCUCGGCUCAGGAGGAAGCCCAGCUCCCAUCACUCAGCCAAGUCCCACGACAUCGAGAUGGUGGUGCAGCUGGUCGGCAUCAUGGUCACCUCGUGUAUUUGCUGGAGUCCUCUGCUGAUCUUGGGCCUGAUGUCAGUGAUCCGCUCCUACACAGGCUCUAUCGGAGAGGACCUGUCCAGCUAUACAACCCUGAUGGUGAUGGGUGUGAGGCUGGCCACGUGGAACCAGAUCCUCGACCCCUGGGUCUACAUCCUGCUGCGCCGCACCGUCCUACGCAAGAUCUACCUCAUCGCCAAGUGCCAGGCAGGCCUUAGGGGGAAUAUGUUAGGCCGCUGGGAGCCCUCCUCCUUCCCCAGCUCCGAGAAGAACGAAGUCAACCACGUUUGAGCUGAGGGAAAGACUGAUGGUGCAUUUUGUGGAUGUACCAAUAAGCAUACCAAGAACUUGGCGUACAAAGGCAUGUAGCAUCUGGAAGGAACCUACUUAGUGGCUGUGAUGAUGGAGCCAAUCACAUCAGACAUCACCCUGACAUUUCUUGGCUGGCCCACUUUGGAAAUGUUGAAUGAAUUAAAUCAAAAUAUCUUCUUCACACACGGUAUGAGUUUGCCAGUGUGUUUAUGGCCUGACCUUACAAAUGGAAGCUAGCUAAUGCUGUGAUUUUGCACAAAACAUCAUAAACUUUCUCCUGUUUACUUAUAAUAAGUGACCAUUCCUUCCUGUUAUAUUCUCAUCUGGAAACUCGUGGCCACAGUAUAUGAAUGCAGUACUAACACGUUCUGUCCCGAGAGACUCGAAGGUGUUGUGCUUUUGUUUUUACCAGCUUUGAAAGUAAAAUGAAUGAAUUGCACAGUCAGACUGCAGACAAAUGCAGAGUUGAAGUGUAUUGGUGUGACCAUCAGAGGGCGCUCCAGAGUAACACCAGAAGUAUUUAGUGUGUAUUUUUUCUGCUGAAUGUAUUUCAUAGAGGAAUGUUAAUAUUCAAAUACUGUGGAUUUUAUGUAUAUUUCAAUUUAAAUGUGCUUUCCUUGUGUUUAUGCAUUGCUUUAUGUGAAAUAUUGUAAGAUUGUAUAAGUUAUUACUUGAAUUGUGCCCUCAAUUUACUGAGGAUAUGUAAAGAACUUUAAACUGAAUGCAAAUAAAACAGAGCAAUGUGACCUUA
Molecule: messenger RNA, 2268 nt
Organism: Acanthopagrus latus (yellowfin seabream)
Lineage: Eukaryota; Metazoa; Chordata; Actinopteri; Spariformes; Sparidae
Product: prostaglandin E2 receptor EP1 subtype-like
Exons: 3
Coding region: 357-1496 (379 amino acids)
Biological process (GO): inflammatory response; adenylate cyclase-activating G protein-coupled receptor signaling pathway; positive regulation of cytosolic calcium ion concentration
Cellular component (GO): plasma membrane
Molecular function (GO): prostaglandin E receptor activity; thromboxane receptor activity
Source: RefSeq, a predicted model, not a curated record